UCAUAAGUCUUCAUCAUCUUCACUGAUGAAACCCACACCCUCCUUCUCCGGCGAACCCUACUACUCCGGCGAUCCCCCUCCUAAUCCGGCGACCCCAUCCUUCUCCGGCAACAAGACCGGCGGAGCUGUACUGCUGUUACUUGCAGGAUGCUUUUAUUUCGGAUAUUUCAAAAAGAAAAAGGCUGGAUCGAGUUCAGCUUUAUUAAAGAACGCACAGGUUCAACUUGUGCCCGAUCAAGGGCGCAAUGGUUCGUUGGUUAGAGGCUCAGAGUCUAGUGGUGGUGCGGUUGCUGGGGCCUUACCUGGUUCGGUGGUGGCGUACGGCGGCACACAGUAUAUAAGAAGAGAGAGAGGUAGUUCGGAAAGAGAGGGAGACGGCGGAGAACAACGACACGUUUACAGGCCAUUCAUUUCUCUGGCGAACACCCCCUUCUUCGUAUGUCUGAUGAUGAUGAUGUUGCUGACGGUGGUGAUAAUCCUCCGACGGUUCCUUUUUUUUCCGAUAACUCCUCAUAACUCUUCUUUUCUUUUGAUUUUUUUUUAAGAUCUGAUGAUGCUUCGGCCAGUGGGUGGUGGUUUCAGGUGGAACUUGGUGGUGGCCGAUGAUGUAUGGGGUGUUGACGGCGGUAGACGUGGUGGCAGCGAAGUCUGCCGGCAAUCGGUCGGCGACGAUGUGCCGACGGCAUCGCUAAUGGUGAUGGGUAUUUUUGGCAUUCGGAUUAGUUUCGGGUGGAUUGGGUUUCGAGGCUCAGUCGGUUCCGGGUCAAUAAACUGGUCCUGGUAUAAAAGAAAGGGCACUUUAGACAUUUCAUUAGUAGUACUACAAUCUUAAUCAUUGAACCAAAGACGGAAACUUCUGUGCUACAAUAGUUGAAAGUGGCAUCAUAUUAUGGGUAAAGGU
This is a messenger RNA of Helianthus annuus (common sunflower), 901 nucleotides long. RefSeq lists its product as uncharacterized. The record is from RefSeq and is a predicted model, not a curated record. The coding region runs from base 26 to 544 and encodes 172 amino acids. The transcript has 2 exons. NCBI's taxonomy places the organism in Eukaryota, Viridiplantae, Streptophyta, Magnoliopsida, Asterales, Asteraceae.